Dermacentor andersoni is the source of this 948-nucleotide messenger RNA. RefSeq lists its product as uncharacterized. NCBI's taxonomy places the organism in Eukaryota, Metazoa, Arthropoda, Arachnida, Ixodida, Ixodidae. The record is from RefSeq and is a predicted model, not a curated record.
CCUUCGGCCAGUCAGCAGCGGCAGCUGUGGGGAGAAGGAGAUUUCGAGUGCGGCUGGUCGGAGCGGUUUUCAGCGGCGGGCUCCGUGCCUGACGCCGGGAGCGCACGCCUGCGAAGGGCCGCUUACCAUGGCGCCCGGAAAGCUGCUCGGCAGGCUGCUAAUCGUCGCCAUCGUGUCGCUCUUUGACGCCAUCGAGGACGCGGAUGCAGACGAUGGCAUCCAAUGGCUCGGCGACGCUUGCAACGACGACGGUGACUGCCACGACGCAUUUAACCUGCUCUGCGUCAAGGGCCAGUGCACCUGUAAGCAUGGAUUCGUCUCGGCGCAGUUCAGCUGCCACCCAGCUUCGCCGCUUGGCGGGAAGUGUACGUACCAUGCCCAAUGCCAAUACAGCGACCCGCACAGCGCAUGCGACCUGACAGGCCACUGUGUGUGCGUGGAGGGGUUCACGAUGCGCCAGGACACCAAGAAGUGCACCACCGCCGAGGCAGACGACGACCGUCAGUAUCCGGACGUACUGAGACCACACACGAUCACAGGACAUCGCAGUUCCUAUGGCAGCGGCGUCACAACUUUUGGCAUCAUCGUGCUGGUACUGGCAUUUGUGCUAGCAGUCGCCUGCCUCCUCAAAUUCGUUAUCUGCAACUGGAACCAGCAACAAUCACCACCUCAGAGGAAACAUUCCAGGAAAUACAACUACCUCACCGUGGGUUACCUCAAAGACAAUGAGACACAAGCUCUUCUUCCACCGGGGAGGCGCCCACCCAGCUAUUCAGAAGCCACCAGGGUGCCGCAGAUCACUAUUUCUGAUUACUCGUCGCUUUCUCACCCCACCACGACGGUCUACACAAGCACAUGAGCUGCUAAAGCAUGUGCAAAUCGGAGAGCAGCACCAACCAAUGGAUCCCUGUUGUAUGCAUGCAUUGUAAAUAUGAAGAUUUGACUCAA